Prorocentrum cordatum is the source of this 330-nucleotide messenger RNA. The record is from the annotation of a GenBank genome assembly. NCBI's taxonomy places the organism in Eukaryota, Dinophyceae, Prorocentrales, Prorocentraceae.
AUGGAGAUUCGCGCGGCGUCCCUGCGGUCGUUGGUCUCGCAUUCUUCAUCAUUCCUCGUCAGCUCUCUCAGGCGAUGUCGUUACCUCGCUGGCGAGUCUGGCUUGUUUUGGGACAAUCGUCCAGGCGCGCAGAGGUCCAGCUUGGGCAGUUUUUUUGUUUUCCCGGCUGCAGGCCCGACUGUACAGGUCAACCAGGGCUUGCAUUUGCUUGUGCGAGGUCUCUGCUACCCUCCCCGUAUUCAUCCUCAUCCUCCUCCCGCCUCUUUAUCUUCAAUUCUGAUUCCUCACAGGGGCACGGUCCCGGGAGGCUUCAUGAAGACGGCCUCCUGA